ACUCCUCAAGAAGUAUUUAUAGGUUCAGUUUCUGUUAAUGCUACAACUAAGUGGGACUCAUUAGACAAUGUUGUGAAAAGAACAUUCAAGGAUUAUCUCCUGCGGAUAGACCCUGUUUCCAACCUAGGUUUGUGUGCUGAAAGCAUUUUAAGCUACCACAUUGGUGAUGUGGUUCGAUCAAAAGAGGUGGAAGUUCCUGACUUAUUACCUUGUGGUUACUUAGUGGGAGAUAAUAUGCAAAUACAUAUCAUGCUGAAAGGUACAAAACAGAAUUCCAUAGAUGCUUUAGUUUUUGAAACUCUCAUUCCCAAGUCACUUGUUCAACGCUACAUAUCUUUGUUGUUAGAACAUAGAAGACUUAUUUUAUGUGGGUUGAGUGGAACUGGCAAGACUUAUCUUGCACAGAAACUAGCUGAAUUUCUUGCCUUCAGGAGUGGUAAAGAUGUAAAAGGUGGUGCUAUAGCAACCUUCAGUGUGGAUCACAAGUCAGCCAAAGAACUUCGACAAUACUUGUCCAUUAUAGCUGAACAAUGUGAGAGCAGGAAUAGUUCAGACCUUCCAACUGUGAUAAUCCUGGAUAAUCUCCACCUUGUUGGCUCACUCAGUGAAGUUUUUAAUGGUUUUUUAAGUGCCAAGUAUCAGAAUAGUCCGUUUAUCAUAGGUACAAUGAACCAGGUUACCUGCUCAGCUACAAACCUCCAGCUACACCACAAUUUCAGAUGGGUCUUGUAUGCCAAUCACAUGGAACCUGUGAAUGGGUUUCUAGGAAGGUUUUUACGUAGACAACAAGUUGAAGUAGAGAUAAAUAGUGGAGUACAAAAUCCAGAACUUAUCAAAAUCCUUGACUGGAUCCCUACAGUGUGGAAUCAUCUCAACAAGUUCCUGGAAACUCACAGUUCUUCUGAUGUUACUAUUGGUCCAAGAUUGUUUUUGUCUUGUCCAUUAGAUGUUUCUAGCUCCCAAGUAUGGUUUACAGACCUAUGGAAUUACAGCAUUAUUCCUUACCUCAUGGAAGCUGUAAAAGAAGGAUUACAGCUUUAUGGUCAUAGAGCACCUUGGAAAGAUCCAACCGAAUGGGUUCAAAAAUCAUACCCAUGGUCAGCAGUGAGUGGGCCACACUGUUCCCAGCUGGUGAAUCUUCGUCCUGAAGAUGUCUGCUAUGAAGGUCACCCAAAACGUAAUAUAGGACCAAAAAGUGUACCUACCUCUCAAAGUGAAGUAGAACCUGAUCCCUUAUUGAACAUGCUUAUAAGACUUCAGGAGGCAGCAAGCUAUCCCAGCCCACAAAAUGACAGUCAACACAGCAGUGGACUUCAUACAGAGGACUUAGAAUCCACCCUAUGAUACCAAGGGGAACUUCAAAUUUCAAGGGAAUAUAAACGUAUUGCUUCAUAUACCUCUCAUAACAUCCAAGUCAAUAAUAGUCUUUCUCACUGGCUUUUUUCAAAGUAUAUAUUUCUUUUCAGAACUUUGAACAUAUUGAUAAAUGUAACUUGUUAAAGAUCUAUAAACAUUUAACAUGUUGGAAGGAAUGAGGUAGUAAUAUUGAAGAAUGGUGCAUGUUGGAAGACAAGGGUCAAAGAUCUAUAAACAUGUAGUACAUUGAAAAACAAAAGGUUUUUCUUAGGAGACUGAUCAUUCAUUUACACAUGUUUCAACAUUUAACUCAAUAUUGAUUUACUUUGUGGUGCUGUUUCACAGUUUUUGAAAUUGCCCACAACAUUUAAAAUUUGUCUUCAAAAUUUCCAACAUAAUUCAGACAGCCGACUUUUAAUGAGACAGAAGUUCACUAUAUUUGAAGCUUGUUAUGUAGUUUCUUAGUUGGUUAAUUAAAUCUCAAAGUGUUACAAAUGAUAUUUUCUGGAAAGAAGGAACUUCUCCUUGUAAAGAUGAUUCAGAGCCAAUCUAAAUUGUUUGCAAAAUAGAUUGCUAACUGAUUUAUUACUAUAAAACAUUUUAUCUUUGUGAAUGUUGUUUCAAUAAAAUGCAUAAUAUUAACUGUUAUAGUUAACAAUAGUUACAAUAUAUAAAUUAGUUAAUAAUCUAAAAAAAAACUACCUGAAGAUAUCAUCUCUUAUUAUAAUGUGCUAUAUCUUGUUAACAUUACACACCCAAAGUUUAUAAGAAAGUACUUGAUAUAUACUCUUUGAAGCUUUUUCAUAUUGUAAAACAGUGUUAUUGACAAGAGUAUAUUACAAUUGUUUUAUCUAUGUGUUUAUCUGCUAAAUAUAAUUUGCAAGUGUAUAUGAUUAUGUCUUUUGAUGAUACACUGCAAUGAAUCAUUUGAAAAGAUAGAUUUAGGUUUCCUUGUACUGUUUAAACAGUAAGUUUAACCUAGAAUGUCACCUAUUAAGAAAACAAGGUGACAUAUGAUACCAGUAUUUUAGUGUAUAAAUUGUUUAGGAAUAGCAAAUCCACAAGUAUUUUGUUAUUACAUUUGUAAUUAUGCUAAAAAGAGAAGCUUACUGUAUCAUAAUAUUAAUAUGCAAGCAGUAUUAAGUCCUGAUUCAUUGAAUUUAAAAAAAAAGUUGCUUUACUUAAAAUGUAAGUUUCUUUACUUAAAUACUGCUUAAACUGUUACAACUAAACUAUUUAGAAAUAUCAGACAAUUGUUAGAAGUAUCAAAGGAUGCAAGUAAGUCUCACAAAAAAAAUAAGCUUGUUAGUAUAUACAUAAUCAGUGUAUUUUGGCUUUUACAAAAUGCUUCAACUGGUUGUGAUUUUUUAUCAUGUGCUUAUCAAGCAUGUGCUGGGUGAUUUAAUUUACCCAUUUGCACAAUGUAUUAAGUGCACAUCAUCGGACCUCUCUUUUCUUUCAUCAAAUAUUUCCUACUUUUACAGAUAGCACUUGAAAAUUAAAUGAUUUUUUUCCAUUUUAUUCUAAUAAUGGUUACAAGAACACCUAUAGAUUACAUGAAGAUUUACGCAAUGUAACAAAGCACUAAGGAUAGAUAGCAAGUAAAGCUACCACUACGUAGUAAAUAUACAUAACACAGUAUAUACAUACACAUCGAGAAUUUAUAAGAAAAUAUUCUUUCACUUAUCAUUUGAUAUUUCUUUUCAAAUAGUAUUUUUAUUUUAAAAUUAAAAAACAAAAUUGUAAAAUAUGUGGAGAUUUAAAUCUAGAUAUUACAAAAGUACUAAAAAUGCAUUACCUUUCAUUCUGGUUUCAUUUAAAUUUUAACUUUUCAGAUCAGAAAACAUUAAAUUUCAACUGAUUUGAGGAGACAAAGGAAAACUAAUCUUGCAGGAAGCUUGUGUUGUUUUCAUGAGCUAUUGUUAAUGUUUCAUACACUUGAACUAAAAAAUAAUCAAUGACCUGUUAGUCAUUAAGGAAAAUAUAUUAUAACAUGGUUAUUGAAAAAGGAAUGUUUAACAUUUCCAACAUGAAGCUGUUUACCAAAGCAUAAUCUUACUUCACAUUCGGUAUUAUUGCAGUGAAAAAUACUACUUCAAAGAAAAAUUUUAAUCAACAUUUAAUCGAGUUGUGACUCUGUAGAUAUUGCAUUUGUUAGUUGAUCAAGUUAGAUAUACCAAAUCAGAUAAGUCAAGCCAAAGAAAUGGUGUCAUAUCUAACUAUUCUUCUGAUACUUGUAUAGAAGUUUGUUUUCCACAGAUUUAUUUCAAAUCACAGAUUAUAUCACAUUACUACAAAGAUUUAAACAAAGGGUCAUUUCACCUAAGGUAUAUGAUUCUAUAGAAGUGUCCACAGAUUUGUUAUAUUGUUACAUUUGUGUCAGAUGUAAAUAAAUUAAAGUAUUUUGUAAAUAAAGCUGUUAUUAAAAUUA
Molecule: messenger RNA, 3787 nt
Organism: Limulus polyphemus (Atlantic horseshoe crab)
Lineage: Eukaryota; Metazoa; Arthropoda; Merostomata; Xiphosura; Limulidae
Product: neuron navigator 2-like
Exons: 11
Biological process (GO): neurogenesis; nervous system development
Molecular function (GO): ATP hydrolysis activity; ATP binding
Source: RefSeq, a predicted model, not a curated record